This is a messenger RNA of Cuscuta campestris, 1261 nucleotides long. NCBI's taxonomy places the organism in Eukaryota, Viridiplantae, Streptophyta, Magnoliopsida, Solanales, Convolvulaceae. The record is from the annotation of a GenBank genome assembly.
CGCCCCCCAUCCAUUAUUAGCUUCCACUCUCGUCUUUAUUAAAGAUAUACCCGCCGAGAAGAAGGUGAUUUAUUGCAGCGGUUGUUUUUCCGGCCGGAGAUAUGGAGCUGAGACGGUUGUUGUUGGCCGCUCUGGCGGUCCUGAUUUCCUCCGUUGACCUUUGUGUCUAUGCUUGCUCGCCGGCGGACCUGGCUGCUCUGCUUGACGUCAAGGCGGCUCUGGACGAGCCGUACUUGGGGAUUCUGGACACGUGGAGCGGCACCGAUUGCUGCUCCGGCGCCUGGUACGGCGUCAGCUGCGACCCUGCCACGAAACGGGUGGCGGACCUCAGUCUCCGGGGAGAAUCGGAGGACAAGGUCUUUCAGAAGGCCGGCCGGUCCGGGUACAUGAAGGGCCGGAUUUCGCCCUCGGUCUGCAAGCUAGACCGCCUGAGCACACUGAUUCUGGCGGACUGGAAGGCCGUCUCCGGCGAGAUUCCGCCGUGCGUCGCCACGCUCCCCAACCUCCGCAUCCUCGACCUCGUCGGGAACCAAAUCACCGGCCCGAUUCCGUCCAACAUCGGGCAGCUGACCCGGCUCAUUGUUCUCAACCUCGCCGACAACCGAAUCUCCGGCAGCAUACCCCCUUCCAUCGUCAACCUGAGCAGCCUAAAACACCUAGAUCUCAGCGGCAACCAGCUCUCCGGCGAACUCCCCGAAAAUCUCGGGAACCUCCAGAUGCUAAGCCGCCUCCUUCUCAACAAAAACCAACUCACCGGUCCGAUCCCGGCCGGUUCAAUCGCAAAUCUCCGCCGCCUCGCAGAUCUAGAUCUAUCGAUGAACCAGAUCUCAGGCUCAAUCCCGGCUCAGCUGGGAUCGAUGGCGGUUCUCUCCACCUUGAAUCUCGAUAGCAACCGCCUCUCCGGCGGGAUACCCGCCGAUCUGCUCGGCAGCUCGGGAUUAAACAUCCUGAAUCUGAGCAGGAACUCGCUGGAAGGAGAGUUGCCGGACGUUUUCGGAUCGAGGACGUAUUUCACGGCUCUGGAUCUGUCCCACAACAACCUGAGAGGCAGAGUGCCGAGAUCAUUGUCGUCGGCGAAGUACAUCGGGCACUUGGAUCUGAGCAACAACCAUCUCUGCGGCACGAUUCCGACGGGAUCGCCGUUCGACCACCUCGAGGCGUCUUCUUUCUCCAACAACGAUUGCUUGUGCGGAUCGCCAUUACGUACUUGUUAAUUACUUACUGCAGCCAUUGCAUAUUUUAAGAAAAGGAUUAUCCUCUC